This is a messenger RNA of Homalodisca vitripennis (glassy-winged sharpshooter), 1268 nucleotides long. RefSeq names its product GTP-binding protein 10 homolog. Gene Ontology annotation, cellular component: mitochondrion. NCBI's taxonomy places the organism in Eukaryota, Metazoa, Arthropoda, Insecta, Hemiptera, Cicadellidae. Gene Ontology annotation, molecular function: GTPase activity; GTP binding. The record is from RefSeq and is a predicted model, not a curated record.
GCCGGUGAGCUGUUAGUUUAGGUUAUGUGGUGUUGUAUUGAUGAUGGUUAAUAGUUCACGCAUAAUUUCCAACGCGUUUACUUAAACCUACUAGAGAAUACUUCAACAUAUAGUUUUUAAUAGAAUUAGUUAUUAUAAUGGUUUGGUUGACUCCAACUUUCAGGGAAGCUGCAAAAAAUUUGCAGAAAAGUCCUAAAAAAGCACUGACAUUCAUCGAUUCCCUACGGCUCCACGUGCAGGGAGGGGCUGGCGGAAUGGGCCAUCCCAAAUUUGGAGGGGUGGGAGGUCGAGGGGGCAGAGUAUCGUUUGAAGGAGUGGAGGAUAUGUCAUUAAAAGACCUGAUGAAGUCACUAAAGGGCAAGCACAAAGUAAAAGCAUCGGUUGGGCAAGAUAGUAACGCCAGGAGCAUUCUGGGUAGACCAGGCAAUGAUGUGGUGAUUCAAUGUCCUACAGGCGUCACUAUCAUGUCUGAAUAUGGUAAUAAGCUAGGAGAUGUGAUGAAGAAGGGGGAUAUUGUGCUGGUGGCUGAAGGAGGAGUGGGUGGCUCUCCCACCAAUGGCUACUGUGGUGCCAAGGGCCAAGCUCUGGCAAUCAGCCUCGACCUCAAGCUAAUUGCAGAUGUAGCGUUUGUUGGCUUCCCCAAUGCUGGAAAGUCAACACUGCUCUCCAAGCUGUCACGAGCCACUCCCAAAAUUGCCAACUAUCCUUUGAUCAUGUUUUAUUGUAUGGUCAUGUCGGUGGCUUACAAAGCGUCAUUGAAGAGUUUGCUGAUGGCUCCUUUGAAACCCAACACCAUUCAGACAUGGGAAGAGCUGGAGAAGUCUAACUUGAAAAUAGCAGGAAGCAGACUGGGUUUCUCUGUUCUGAAAGAAAUCAGUGAAGAUCACUUCACGCUGCAAGAGAUAUUGAAGAGGUUUCAAAUAAAAACGUACUCUGAAUUGGCAACACUACUUAAUAGCAUCAAGGAGGGACAUGAUACAGCUUACUUUGGUCUGGAGGAAGGACUCAGUUUGAUGGUUCUGAUGAGCAGAAAGAAAAAUCUCUCAGCAGAGCCCUCAUUAUGUCAGGUUAACGGGGCUGUUGUCUCUUCCCCACUGUCGCUCAGCGUAACCAGAAGAGGCUCUCCGCUCACUUUGUUGAUUAACCGUGCAAUCAUCAAGAACAUGCAGGCAGGUUUGUUGAAACAUAACAUGUCUGUGCCUGUCAAGAGAACUACCUCCAAUAGGAUAACCAGUGAUCCCAAGUCGUACACGCUAAAACAGUUUUAG